Jatropha curcas is the source of this 417-nucleotide messenger RNA. The record is from RefSeq and is a predicted model, not a curated record. NCBI's taxonomy places the organism in Eukaryota, Viridiplantae, Streptophyta, Magnoliopsida, Malpighiales, Euphorbiaceae.
AUGAUUUAUGGGAGUCGGUGGUUGUCUGAAAUGCAAAUUUUGAAGGCGAAAAACAGACGCGUCCAGAAGACCCGCGUUUUGGCCAUUUGCUCCGGGCUAAGAAUCCAAUUUGCUGCUGCAUUAGCUACGCUUGCCUCCAUGGUUGAUGCCAGCCCAGACAUGGUCAUCAAACCCUUGAAUAUUCAGAUCCAUCAACAGCCAGCCUAUUACUGCAAUCUUACACUUGUAGAUGGAAAGCCUUUAUUUUGGGAUAUUCAGACAUGGUUGGAAAAGGAAGAAUACCUUGAGGGUGCCUCUAAAUCUGACAAGAGGACUCUCCAGGAGUUAUCAAAAUGUUACCUCUACAAGGAUGGUAUUUUGUACAAAUGGACAUGGAAUCAAGCACAUCUCAGAUGCGUAACUGAAGAAGAAGCUUAG